Messenger RNA from Amphimedon queenslandica, 2522 nucleotides. RefSeq lists its product as uncharacterized. The transcript has 7 exons. The record is from RefSeq and is a predicted model, not a curated record. Lineage: Eukaryota; Metazoa; Porifera; Demospongiae; Haplosclerida; Niphatidae. The annotation marks the transcript as partial.
AUGGUAAUGCUGUUUCUAAUGAGCCUUCAUUUAAUAGCAAUAGCCUUUGCAACCAUUAAUACCUAUGACUGGUUAGUCAGUAGUACCAGGCUGGUUGGAAACAAGUAUCCAGUACUCUUAAUGAACUCUCAAAGGUUUAAUAAGUCAGUUGCAAAUGUUGAGAUCACCUUGUCAUUUCCCAGUGCUGAUUCAGUUUCUGUGUAUAAAGUUCCUUGUAAUAGUUUAAGAGCUUCUUCCGCAAGAUUGGGUCCCAAACAUGUGGUUACAAAUCUACUUACAAAUAAAAUUUCACGUACUGGCUUUAACUUUGACAAUAUUCCUUUAAAUUUAGCACCUGGAUCUACAGUUACUUACAGCAUUGCAAACACAUUGCCUCUUGACUCAAGUUCAUGUAUUUCCCUUGUCUUUAUAAAUUCAGCUGAAGCAUAUGAUGAGUUUCUUUACAUACAAACCAAUUUUACAAACUAUAUAUUUCGUUCAGAUUGUUUGACAAAUGGUAAUACUACUGUUAUAAGCUUCCCAGUCAAGGAUGAGCAGAAUGAUUAUUACGUUGGCAUUGAAAGCAAUAUUAGCAAUGCCAAUACUGACAUCAUCACUGUUAGUGCUGAGGUUUCUGUGGUUCAGGUUUACUAUAAUUUGUCAAAUGCAGAAGUAUACACCAGCCUGUCGGUAAAUAGGACAUCCUGCAUUGUUAGGAUGUGUGAAACUAUUCUUUGUCUUGACCCACACCAUGUGUGCGUACUUGUUAAUUCAACGAGUUUUAACUUUAUUUCUUAUUCCAGUCAUCCUGAUAUUACUACUAUUACAUCUACAUCUCGUGUUUUUGGUUUUCUGGCCAUUAUUUGUGCUUUCUUCUUAACCUUGUUCAUAUCUUCUGUUUCCUUUGGCUAUUGUAUUAAGAAAAAAGAUGCAGUCAGACGAAAAAUUUUGUCCAACAGAAGAGGGAGCAUUUUUCUAAGUAUUUUUAUUGGCAUCAUGAUAUUUGAAGGCGUAUUUAUUCCUAUUAUUCUUUCUUACUCAAUCAAAUUCUAUGGGAAAACAUGGAUAAACAACACUAAAGAUUUUGUUUUAGUUAAUUUAGAUCAGACAGGCUUCAUUAAGUGGGUUAAUACACAUGAUAUUGCUUUUUCAGUAGAAACUGACUCAGCAAAUUCUUCUGACAUUAGUUUGUACACUGUUAGCCGUAGCGAAGCUGUUCCUAUUCCCUUGGCGAAUAAAAGUAAAAUUGAAUGUAAAAAUUUCAGUAGUUCCUGUGUACUCAAUGAGUCCAUCUACUUAGUGAAAGCUGAGGAGAACUAUGUUAAUUACAAUAUAUCAUUAUUCUCAAAUAUUAGUGGCCUUCCAUUUCGUGUUUCAACCUUCGAUGACUAUGAGCAAUAUGAAAAUUUUUUUACAAAAAAGCCUUAUACUCCAUUGCAAAGUUCUUUGUUUUAUGGCAAUGAAACCUUCAAUUUUAAUUUUUCGAAUAUUGACAUGAAACAAAAAGCUGCCUACUAUCACUUUGUACUGCACCCUGCAUUUCAGGCUGAUGUAUACACUCACACCAAGUACUAUUAUACUAAUAGUUCAGUCCAAAUGGAAAGCAGUAUGAGCCAUUAUAAAUUGAACAAAACUUACAGACCUCAUUGUAAUAUAACAAAGAAUUCUACUUCAAUUUGCCGCAGCUCCAUAAAAGACAAUAUCCGUGUAGUGGCAAGAGCAAAUAUGUUGACAAAACCAGUUCUUCUUGUUGCAACAACAACAAAUGUACCAUUGGCAGUAUUUGUAGCUGUUGUACCUGCACUAGUUAUUAUCUUUGUUGUACUCGUUAUUAUUGUCUUUGCAUUCAUAGUUCGGUGGAAGUCUAGUAAAGGAUACCAACCAUUACCAACAAGAAGUUUUAAAGAUGGUAAAUUACCAGAAGGUCAAUCUACAAGACAAGAUGAUUCUGAAGAGCAACCAGGUAGUGAACCUGAACUAGCACGAGAAGGUCAAUUAGCAAGAGACAGUCAGCAAGCAGAUGAAUUAGCAACAGAUGAUAAAUCAGCAAAAAUGGAUGAUGGUUCGGCAAAAAAGGAUGAUGAAUUAGCAAAAAAGGAUGAUGAAUUAGCAAAAAAGGAUGAUCAAACAAAUAAACCUGAAGGUGUUGCUGGAACAGAGUCAUUUUUCAUUCAAAAUUAUGCACAAUUACUAAACUGGGAAGAAUAUGGUUUGAGGAUAACAGUACCAGAAGGAGCUGUUCCACCUUCUGAAACCAUUGAAGUAUCCAUUACUGCUCUUGUUGGUGGAGAGUUUAUAUUACCAGAGGAUUCUGAGCUAGUCAGUGUUGUGUACACUAUAACUGUCUCCAAGCCUCUACUGAAACCAGUUCUGCUAGAGAUACAGCAUUGUGUUUCAAUUGAAACACCAUCUCAUGCAAAUCACCUCAGCUUUGUUGCUUCCUCUAAUGAUCACUGUCGAUUUGAAUUUCAAACAGUAGAUAAAGGAAGUUUUCCAGUUGGUGAGCGAUUAAGGGUUGGGUUUUACGCUACUCACAUCGAAGC